UCGUCGCACUUGCCUCUCCCCACCACCACCUCUUUAAAGAAACUGUUCAGGAUUUUCUUAUUUUUCCUCUCUGUGGAUUUAGAAGGAUUUCUGUUUUGGGGAGAGGCGCGCGAGCGAGCGAGCGCCAGGAGGGUAGGAUUAGAACUCAAGCCUCGCACGAGACUGGCGUAUGCUUCAACUGGCUCUGGCGGGUGUACCACCCAAAGGAGCCGCCGCCGCCGCAGCCCCGCGGCCGCCCCCCGCCUCCCUCCUCUGCUCCCACUUCUUCCCCAUCAUUUCAGGCUGCUUAUCCUGGCUGCCUGGACUCGGCUCCCGGAUUCUUCAUGAGUGGCGGACGGCAUGCCCGUUUUUUAGCCGGGGAACCUUCUUCUCGUCCCGCAUGUUCAGGACCAAACGCUCGGGGCUCGUCCGAAGACUCUGGAGGAGCCGUGCGCCCGGCGGGGAAGAAGGGGGCGGCGGCGGCGACCUGGGCGAAGGCGCAGCGGACAGCCGGGCGCAUGGGGCCGGCGGCGGCGGCGGCGGGAGCCGGGGCUGCUGCAUGGGCAAGUCCGGCAAGCUGGCCAAGGCGCACCUCGGCUCGGAGGCGGAAUUGAAGGCGCUGACCCACUCGGUGCUCAAGCGGCUGAAGGAGAAGCACCUGGAGGGCCUCCUGCAAGCCGUGGAGACGAAGGGCGCCGCCCGCACCGCCUGCCUCCUGCUGCCCAGCAAAGUGGACUCCAAGCUGGGCCCCCACUGGUACUCCCUCCCGCUGCUCCUCUGCAAGGUCUUUCGCUGGCCCGACCUCAGGCACUGCUCGGAAGUCAAGCGCCUCUCCUGCUGUGAAUCCUAUGGGAAGACGCACCCGGACCUGGUCUGCUGUAACCCCUACCACCUCAGCAGGCUCUGUGAACUCGAGUCCCCCCCUCCUCCUUACACCAGAUACCCGAUGGAUUUUCUCAAACCAACUGCAAGUUGUCCAGACUCUGUGCCUUCCUCCACUGAGACAGGGGGAACAAAUUAUCUGGCCCCUGCGGGGCUUUCAGAUUCCCAAGUUCUUCAAGAGCCGGGGGAUCCGUCACACUGGUGCGUGGUGGCAUACUGGGAAGAAAAGACACGUGUGGGUCGGCUAUAUUCUGUCCAAGAGCCCUCCCUGGAUAUCUUCUAUGAUCUACCUCAAGGGAACGGCUUCUGCCUCGGACAGCUCAACUCGGACAAUAAAAGCCAGCUGGUUCAAAAAGUCCGCAGCAAGAUCGGCUACGGCAUCCAGCUGACGAAGGAAGUCGACGGGGUUUGGGUUUAUAACCGCAGCAGUUACCCCAUCUUCAUCAAGUCGGCCACACUGGACAACCCCGACUCCAGGACGUUACUGGUUCACAAAGUGUUCCCGGGCUUUUCCAUCAAAGCGUUUGACUAUGAGAAGGCGUACAGCUUACAGCGGCCCAACGACCACGAGUUCAUGCAGCAGCCGUGGACUGGUUUCACCGUUCAGAUCAGUUUUGUCAAGGGCUGGGGCCAGUGCUACACGAGACAGUUCAUCAGCAGUUGCCCGUGCUGGUUAGAGGUUAUUUUUAAUAACCGAUGACGCGAGACUCUAGAA
Messenger RNA from Gekko japonicus, 1576 nucleotides. RefSeq names its product SMAD family member 7 (gene SMAD7). Gene Ontology annotation, cellular component: heteromeric SMAD protein complex. Gene Ontology annotation, molecular function: I-SMAD binding; transcription regulator inhibitor activity. Lineage: Eukaryota; Metazoa; Chordata; Lepidosauria; Squamata; Gekkonidae. Gene Ontology annotation, biological process: cell differentiation; SMAD protein signal transduction; anatomical structure morphogenesis. The transcript has 4 exons. Bases 170 to 1561 code for a protein of 463 amino acids. The record is from RefSeq and is a predicted model, not a curated record.